Amphibalanus amphitrite is the source of this 675-nucleotide messenger RNA. RefSeq names its product histone deacetylase 6-like. Gene Ontology annotation, molecular function: zinc ion binding. The transcript is spliced from 3 exons. The record is from RefSeq and is a predicted model, not a curated record. NCBI's taxonomy places the organism in Eukaryota, Metazoa, Arthropoda, Thecostraca, Balanomorpha, Balanidae. The coding region runs from base 96 to 398 and encodes 100 amino acids.
GGGUCGACCGACCGCCGUCCAGUCGUCAUUCCAGCUCGCCACGGCGCCGCCGACACACGUGCCACCCCAGCCGCUCAGCUCCCGAGACAGGCAGCAUGGCGAAGUGCGACCACUCGGAGGCCGUGCAGCCGGUGCCGGAGAGCGGCGUCAACGUCUCAGCCAGCUGCGAGGACUGCGGCAACAAGGACGAAAACUGGGUCUGCCUUCACUGCUACAAGACGCUUUGUGGCCGGUUCGCCAAGGAGCACAUGCUGCAGCACAGUUCGGCGGCCGGCCACCAGGUGGUGCUGAGCGCGGCCGACCUCUCCACAUGGUGCUACGGCUGUGACUCCUACGUCGACAACGACAAGACCCAGGCGGCCAAGGACAGCGCGCACGCCAGCAAGUUCGGCAACUGAGCGGCCAGAGAGGUGCCUGGUGACCCGCCGCCGUCCGCGGUCCGCCCCCGCCCGCGGCGGGAGGGCGGACCGCCCCCGCCCCCGCCCACAGCGGCGGGAGGGCGGACCGCCCCCGCCCCCGCCCACAGCGGCGGGAGGGCGGACCGCCCCGCCGACCGGCCGGCCCGCCCCGCCGGCAGCACAGAGAGAACCGGCCGACAGAGUCGAUGCUUCGUGCACUGGUGUGAACGACGAAAACAUGAACCGUGAUAACAGAGAAUACAUAUAACAGAGAAUA